Molecule: messenger RNA, 818 nt
Organism: Capsaspora owczarzaki ATCC 30864
Lineage: Eukaryota; Filasterea; Ministeriida; Capsasporidae
Exons: 7
Coding region: 140-772 (210 amino acids)
Biological process (GO): endosome transport via multivesicular body sorting pathway; protein transport; late endosome to vacuole transport
Cellular component (GO): ESCRT III complex; multivesicular body
Source: RefSeq, a predicted model, not a curated record
UUUACUUUCAUUCAGAUCGGAUGAGUUACGCGUUACUUUUGAUGUUCCAAACCUUUUGCUAUUUUAUCAGAUUCUCAGAUUCUCAGAUUCUCAGUCCAUUCUUUGUUUUCGUUCUUCUUUGUUUUCUGAGUGUUUUCGAAUGAGUUUGUUUCACAAGCCAACAACCAAAGAGAUUCUGCGCGAGAACAAGCGCGACAUGGCGCGGUCCCAACGCGACCUCGAGCGCGACCGCAACGACCUCGACAAGCAAGAGAAGCAACUGGUCGCAGAGAUCAAGAAGAUGGCCAAGCAAGGCAACGACGACGCAGCAAGAGUCCUCGCAAAGCAACUUGUGCGAAUCCGCGCUGCAAAGACAAAGUCAGUCGCGACGAGCGCGCGCGUUUCGUCGAUUGGCGCACAAACCACGGCAAUGCAUUCGCAAAUGAAAAUGGCAGGCGCAAUGGCCGGUGCAUCCAAGGUCAUGUCAUCCAUGAACAAACAAAUAGACGUGGCUCAGAUGCAGGCCAUGAUGCAGGACUUUGAGAAGCAAUCCAUGACCAUGGACAUGAAAGAGGACAUGAUGAACGACACCAUCGAUUCAGUCAUGGACGGCGAUGCCGACGAAGAAGAAAGCGUCAACAUUAUGAACCAAGUGCUUGACGAGAUUGGCAUUGAUAUUAGCACCAAGCUUUCAAGCGCACCACGACACGCCGUCGGCGAAGCUUCUUCGUCCAGCUCUGCAGACAUGAGCUCUCUGGAGGCUCGAAUGGCGAGCUUGCGGCAGUCGUCAUGAUGUGUGCGUGUUUGAUGUUUGUCGGAAUGAAUGCAAUUCAAGACGG